UGUCAAUUUAACAAAUACCAAGAUAAAGAAGCCUACAAAAAGUGACUCUAAGUAAUUAAUUGUAGCAAACAUGGCUCCAAAAGCAGGACCAUCUAAUAAAGAUGGUAAUAUUGUGCCAGAUUAUAUUAUAGCUAUCAAUGAAGAAAAUCUCCCACAAAUAAAACUCUACUUAAAUAACUUAUCAAUGCUUGGAUUAACAUUUGAAAAUGAGAAAGGACAGACAGUAGACCUUAUUUUUAUAAAACUGUUUAUAUCGGAUGCCGCUCUGAAACACUUUUCCGAGUUAUAUGAAAUUGGACAUGAAACUUCCACUGUCACAUCCGUGUUUUAUACAGAAGAUAUUUUUGCAUCCCCUUUUAAGAACCCUGUAGCAGAUAAUAAACCUCUAAUCAAAGGUCAAGUCACGCCUGCAGAAAAAAUAACUAUUGUUAAUAAAGUUUUGGAAAACGCAAAAUAUGGGGAUGAAGAUCAUGAAUUUGGAAUUUCUAAAUUAAUUUCUUUGAAAAUUGUCACUGAUGCUUAUCCUUUGCAUGAUGGACCACUCGGGGAUAUUGGGACUAACACAAGAUCUCAACUACUACACUAUUGGUCCAAUGUUUCGGUAGCUCAUAUGCAACAGCCUCUGGACAUGAUUUUUAGAUAUUUUGGAACAGAGGUAGCCUUCUAUUUUGCCUGGCUCGAGUAUUUUAAUAUCAUGCUUGGUAUUCCUGCAAUACUCGGAGGACUUACGUUUUUUAUUAGUUUUAUUUAUUUGCUGUAUUUCGAGCCUGUAGACGUAAAAGAGUUAUGUUCCUCAAAAGAAUACCUUUGCCCAUUAUGCGAAGGGAGAAAAGGGUGCAAGUUUCUGCAAAUAAAAACCACGUGCAAUUUAGCGCAUUGGAGUUUUAUAUUUGAUAAUGAAUUUACUAUCGCCUUUGCAGUUUUUAUUUCAUUUUGGGCUACACUAUUUAUCACUUUGUGGAAACGAAAGGAAAGCAAGCUGAAAUUAAGAUGGAAUUGCCUAGAUGAUAUUCGCGAAGUUCAAAUAAGGCAAGCAUAUCUAGCUAAAGCAACAAAGCUUCAUGUAAAUAGAAUAACAGGAGAGGUUGAACGAUAUGUGCCACGAGCUCACGUCAUAUUUAAAUACACUGUGACCAUCUGCUCAUUUAUAUUUCUGGUAUUACUAUGCAUCAUUAUUGUUUUGUUAAACAUGGUUGCUAAGAUAACAGUUAUGAGAUUCGCACUGGCAAGCGAGUCAUCGUAUUUUCGAAGACAGGCAAAACUAAUAACAAUGGUGUUUGGAUCCAUAGUACAAGUCAUAUGUAUUAAACUGUUUCAAAUGGCGUUUUAUAAGCCAGCUGCUGCAAAAUUAACAGAAUUUGAAAAUCCCAGAACACAACUUGAUUUCGACAAUUCAGUACUAUAUAAAAGUUAUCUAAUCGCGUUUUUGAACAACUAUGUAGCCCUAAUAUAUCUGUCAUUUUUUAAGGGCCAGUUUGUUAUAGCACCUCAUAAUAUGACUUUUAUUAGAAGAGAUUGCUGUCAGCCGACCAAUUGCUCGGUUGCUUUGGGGUUGCAGAUAGCAUUUAUGAUGACCAUAAAAACAUUGCUGGGAAAUGUGUUUGUCCUGGUGUAUCCAAUCUUAAAAGGAAUUACUCGACUCUUUAAAAGAAUAUGCGGAAAGAAAAAAGAUAAAAAAGUUGAUGUAGUAACUUUGCCUCAAUGGGAAGAAGAAUUUUUCUUAGAGCCACUUUUUCGAUUUUCUGUUACCUCGGAGUUUUCGGAAAUGAUUAUUAGGUAUGGAAUGGUAUCCUUUUUUUCGAAAGCCUUUCCAAUUGGUGCCCUCUGCGCUUUGCUGAAUAAUUUAAUCGAACUUAGGACAGAUGCCUAUAAAUUUGUUAAGUCGCACAGAAGACCAGUCCCUAUACCAAAAUCCGGAAUUGGUGCUUGGAAUGGAAUUCUACGUAGCUUGAGUUACUUUGGAGUGGCUAUGAACGCAUUUGUGAUAGCAUUUAAUAGUGAUUGGGUUCCAAAAGAAAUUCAUCGGUUAUCCCAUGGUCGCUCUUUGGCUGGGUAUUUAAAUACCACGUUAUCAAAAUAUGCAACCAAAGACUAUCCAAUGUAUAAACAUGUAAAAAAUUAUCAAGAAUAUUGCUACUUUAGAGGAUAUUAUAAACCACCAGAGGACAGCGAAAAAUACAAGCAAUCAUCCGAUUAUUAUAGGAUAUUAACAUUUAGAUUAAUAGCUAUUUUUGUGUUUGAGCAUAUCAUUUUAGUGUGUAACACAGUACUAGCCUACAUCAUCCCUUACAAGCCUGAAUCCGUAGAGCUACAGCUUGAUUUGGAAAGGCAAAAGGCCAAACAGGAUCGUCUGGAAGAAUGUGAAAAGAAAAUGAAACAGAAAGCAGCUAACAAAGAUUUGGACCUUACAAAAAGUUUGCGAGGACUUCACUAUUAACAAUUUUACCAAAAAGAAAAAGAUUUUUUAAGAUACUAUUGUUUUAUAAAUAAAUGUACGAAUUUUUAAUAAAUUGAGAUACUGAAAUAAA
Messenger RNA from Anthonomus grandis grandis, 2528 nucleotides. Its product is annotated as anoctamin-3-like. The record is from RefSeq and is a predicted model, not a curated record. Gene Ontology annotation, cellular component: plasma membrane. The coding region runs from base 71 to 2437 and encodes 788 amino acids. Lineage: Eukaryota; Metazoa; Arthropoda; Insecta; Coleoptera; Curculionidae. Gene Ontology annotation, biological process: chloride transmembrane transport. Gene Ontology annotation, molecular function: chloride channel activity; protein dimerization activity. The transcript has 16 exons.